ACAAUUUUAUAAGCAAAUGUACGCGAACACGUUUAACUGGCUUAUGGAAUUCUCGAAAUUGGCAGCACUUUAUCAUCAGCUGUUUGCCCAAAAGAAUGAAUGCCGCAUUGUUGCAAAUUCAUUUAUUUUACAACUUUGGGCAUAUGGUGUUUUAAGAGCUUAUAAGUUAGUUGAUAAUAAAUUAAAAAAGUGUAAAAGCUAUUUAUAAUGUCCACAACCCGCGAGGUGAUUGCUUUACAGUUUGGUAAUUAUUCCAACUAUAUUGGAACACAUUGGUGGAAUAUACAGGAGUCUAGUUUCAGUUACAAUCCUGAAGAUGCACCCUCAGAAAUUAAUCAUGACGUUUUGUACAGAGAAGGUGUAAAUUUAAAUAAGCAAGUGACAUAUACACCCCGUCUACUGCUAGUCGAUUUGGACGGUUCAUUGAAGCAUUUACCACGUGAGGGCGAACUUUAUGGCAACAGUGUCAAACGUGCGACAGAUGAUAGUGCUGGUGAUCCGCUGAAGAAAAUUAAAGAAGAUCUUGAGGAUCUCUCCACCGAUGUUGAGAUUGUACAACAGCCACAAGCUGACAAACAUGAUUUCCAAAAAGACCUUGAAAAUCCUGUUGUCGAUAUACAAGAACAGAAUUACAAUUUAGCUGAUAAUGUUGAAACAUGGACAGACUAUCUCUAUGCUCGCUACCACCCACGCACUGUAAAUAUAAUUAAUGAAUAUAAAUACGAUACGGAAAAGCAAACAUUUGAUACAUUCUCAAGUGGUGUACAACUCUGGAAGACUGAACAAUUUGAAUAUGAUUUCUGUGACAAAAUACGACAAUAUGUAGAAGAAUGCGAUUAUAUGCAAGGUACUCAAGUAUUAUUUGAUUGUUUCAAUGGCUACACAGGCUUAGCCACAGAAUGUAUGGAAUAUCUGAACGAUGAAUAUAGUAAGGCGAUCUUUGCAAUACCAGUGUACUCACCACGGAAUACGCUCUUUGAAAAUGCAGAUGAACCUAUGACAGACUCCAUACGCGUGGUAAAUAGCGCGUUGGCGUUCCAUAAACUUAGUGAGCAAGCAUCAUUAUUUGUGCCGCUUGGCACAUGUGAUCGUGUGUGGCGUCAGUUGGGCGCCGCGCGUCCAUUAAGCGCACUUAAUUACAAAGCUGAUAAUUUGUAUCAAACUUCUGCCAUACUCGCUGGAUACUUAGAUACGAUUACCCUACGUUAUAGACUACGCAAUGCUCCCAGCGCAUACUCCCUAGCAGGCUUCUGUGGUGACUUGACCAACUAUGGCCGCAAAUUAGCUUCCGCUGCUUUCGCUAUGCCUUUCCCAAUGCAGCAUGAUAUGGACCUCAUUGAUUGUUUAGAUAAAUUCGAAGGACCUCUCUUCACAUCACUUACGCCAAAUUGUAAUAUAGGCACUGAUUAUAUUAUACAAUCCUUGUGUGUACGUGGUAUAGCACGUGAACGACUCAAGCAACCUUUAGAGAAGGCAAAAGAGCAAAUGCGUAUGGCAGCAUAUAAAUGUGAUAGCGUUUCAGAAAUGUUCCAAUUAUAUCUACAAUGUGCCAACCAUGCGAGUAUGUCGCAUGUAGCAUCAGUUUCGAUGGCCAUCCCAACGCGUAUACCUUUUCCAAAUGAAAUUUUCACUGAUGAAAUGACAAAAUUGGGUUUUCUUUCAACAACAGCAAGAAGACUAGCAGAAGAGAAGGUCGUUUCUGUGCCCGCCCUGGCUGCUGUGCAGUCAUCCAGCGAGCUUGGUGAUACCUUAGAGACACUACACCGUGAAGCCAAGCGUGUGAAAAUCGCUAAAUUGCAUCGGUUUAGAGCAGCGGGUUUGGAAGAGGACGAUUAUAGAGAUGCGCUCGAGCAACUACUACUCUUCAAAGACAAUUAUGAAGAUAAUUUUGAGCUGUAACGUAUAUUCAGGGUUAUGCUGAAGCGCAAAUACUCAGGCUCCCAAAACAAGUGCAUGUACAACGAAAUGCAGUAGUAAUAAGAUUUAGUAUAUAAGUACAUUGUUAAGUACGUAGCUAGUACCUAGUAGAUAGUUCAAGAAAAAUAUGUAUUUAAUGAUUUAACUGACGGAAAGAAAAUAAAUAAAUGCCUUAUUUAUAACACUAUA
Molecule: messenger RNA, 2106 nt
Organism: Ceratitis capitata (Mediterranean fruit fly)
Lineage: Eukaryota; Metazoa; Arthropoda; Insecta; Diptera; Tephritidae
Gene: mst
Product: protein misato
Exons: 4
Coding region: 208-1899 (563 amino acids)
Biological process (GO): mitochondrion distribution
Cellular component (GO): cytoplasm
Source: RefSeq, a predicted model, not a curated record